AUGACCACUCGAACAUUUCACGGCUUUCCGCUCCUUCCCGGCGAGAUCCGCAACCAAAUCUGGGACCUCGUCGUACGCCCUGCCAACUAUCGGGGCGUUCACUACUUCUCGAUACUGGAACUCGAGUUGCAGGAGGCGAGCGAAACCUUUGCCAGCCAACUCAUAUGGGGCGACGCGUACAACUCACUCGGUGCGACUUGGUUGACCGACGACGGCUUAUCAUCACUCGGCCGGGCCCCCAGCAACCCGUCGACGUACGCCAUUGACUGGGGCCUCUGGACGGCAUGCAAAGAAUCGCGCUCGUUCAUGUGCCACCGGUACGGCGUCGCGAAAUGGGCCGACUUCCUGCGUAGGCAACAAGAAAAGGAAGAGAGAGAUCAACAACAGAAAGAGCUUCGCCGAGAAAAACCUGGUUCAGAGGAGAUACCGGCAACUUUCGCCCUGAAAAACGAGGAUUGUUUUCACUCGCUCGCUCUCUUUCCCAGGUAUGACCUGAUAGCGCUGCAGCUGAACGGGAACUACUGGCUCUUCGGUAUGGCUCUGCGGAGAUUAGCUUUCAGGUCAAGGAUACUUGACCUUACGGACAUCUAUCACGUCGCCAUUGAGUUUGAUCCAUCUUGGAGUGUGAACGAACUCGAGCAAUAUCAAAGAGAAGUAGAAGGCGAGAUUGAAGGCGAAGAGGACCGAUUAGACCCCAAACUCUACGAUACGUACGAUAAUCUGGUCGACAUCAGGAGGAGGGGAAUACGGGAUAGAACUACCCUGUGGUUUAUCGAUAACAGUCUCCGUCGAAAAGCGGCUGUCGUAGAUGAAGGAUGUACGGAUCUGGGUCCAAGACCAUCUGCGCAAUUCGUUUUCGAGGGUCAAGACUACAGAUACUUUGGGAUGCCAUACUACAGUAUCAUGGACUUGUGCGAAUAUGACGAAGAAGUCAAAGGAGAGAAUAAUGCCGUCUAUUUCCUCCCGACGUUAGAAGAGAUUGCUAUGAAACAAGAGGCAGUGGACAUGCGACUGGAUGUGGAGGAAGAUGCUUAUGAACUAUGGAUGUACCUUGGCGGGAGUGUCGGCUUGUUGGCACGAGAGCCUCUCUAA
Messenger RNA from Colletotrichum higginsianum IMI 349063, 1092 nucleotides. RefSeq lists its product as uncharacterized. The transcript has a single exon. Lineage: Eukaryota; Fungi; Ascomycota; Sordariomycetes; Glomerellales; Glomerellaceae. The coding region runs from base 1 to 1092 and encodes 363 amino acids. The record is from RefSeq and is a predicted model, not a curated record.